AUGGCAAGUGAAAGCGAUAAUCCAACUUCUACUCCUAGUGAUGAUGCUAUACAGCCUGCUCCUAUUGGCAUGCCGUCAUCCUCACCAACACUAACUACACAACAAACUAUAAUCACCACUAAUGAGAGUGAUGUUGUCAAUUCUAAGAAACGGAAAGCACUUCCACCGAGGUCUAAAGUUUGGAAACACUUCACCAGAUUCGUCAAUAAUCAAGCUUUUCAAUCGGAUGAUGGGUCAGCAGGAACAUGGAAAUUUAGUCAAGAAGCCAUUAAAAAGACUCUAGCUAAGAUGAUUGUUAAAGAUGAAUUGCCUUUUAGAUUUGCAGAAGGGAAAGGAUUUAAGGAAUUCAUUGUUUAUUGCAUUUUGAGAANUCUUGAGAAAGUUGGUGACAAUAGCCAAUCCCAAGUGAGCCAAAUUUCAGAAUUUAAUGAUGAUGUUGACUCCAGUGCUAGUGUUGCUCUUUUGAAUGAAUUUAAGAGAUACAAGAUUGCAAUUGGUAGGGAAGAGGAUAAGUCAGAAUUGGAGAAGUAUUUGAGUUUAAAUGAGCCUGAUGCAACCGAUAGUGAUGACUUUGAUGUUCUCAUUUGGUGGAAACUCAAUAGUCAUAGGUAUCCUACUCUUGCCCUACUAGCUCGUGAUGUAUUAGCGAUUCCUCCAUCCACAGUUGCUUCGGAAUCAACUUUUAGCACCAGUGGUCGUGUGCUUGAUGCAUAUAGGAGUUCUUUAAUGCCUAAGAUCGUGCAAGCUCUUAUUUGUGCUCAAGAUUGGCUACGUGGACCUUUCUAUUAUCUUCAUGACACUAAGAAUGAUUUGGCAGGGCUUGAGAAAGUUGAUGAAGAGUUGUCAAAGAUUGCAGUGAACAAUGUACUUGAUAAUCUUUAAGGUUACUGCUAAAAAUCCAACCCAAGCAGCUGCCAUUGCACUUCCCUUUGUUGCACCACUCUUGUCUCCUACAUCUUUCCUUCCAUUUGAAACCCCCUCUGUUGUUGUUUUGUAUGUUUAAUUAUCAUGACAGUAAUGGUAGUUGUUAGUUGUUGGAUGUUCUUGUUGGAUCUUUUGCUUUUCUAUUAUGUUGAAAUUUAUAAGGAUCGAAAUGAUGCAGGUCCUUUUUUCAUUUUGCAUAUCUGAAUUGUUGUAAAAGUGUAGCAUCUUUCCCUGAUUUUUUGUUAUAGUUGUGCUGCUGUGGGAUAUUUCUUGCUCUAUUUCUUGAAUAUA
This is a messenger RNA of Theobroma cacao (cacao), 1215 nucleotides long. NCBI's taxonomy places the organism in Eukaryota, Viridiplantae, Streptophyta, Magnoliopsida, Malvales, Malvaceae. The record is from RefSeq and is a predicted model, not a curated record.